Malurus melanocephalus (red-backed fairy wren) is the source of this 1229-nucleotide messenger RNA. Its product is annotated as patched domain-containing protein 3-like. Gene Ontology annotation, cellular component: membrane. The transcript is spliced from 4 exons. The annotation marks the transcript as partial. The record is from RefSeq and is a predicted model, not a curated record. Lineage: Eukaryota; Metazoa; Chordata; Aves; Passeriformes; Maluridae.
AUGCAUCAAAGGCCCCCCAGAGUGCCCCCCAGAGUCAUUCCUGAGGCUUCGAACCACAGGACUGCAGGCCCAGCACUCACCCGACUCGCCAGUGAGUUAGUUCAGCUCGCUAUAAACGAAGAAAGUCACUUUCUUUUUCUGGGAUACGGUAAAAGAGCGGCCAGGAAACGGGAGCACACGGCUACCCGAGACCGAGGAGGAAAAAUCCGCGUUUCUUCCGCGGCCCUGAGGGAAAAGAGUGGCUCUGAACUCCUCUCUCCUUCUCCCUCUUCCUCUCCCUCUCCUCUCCCCCGGCGCCGUCACAGACCGCACCGUCGGGCCCCGGCGUGGGACGCGCCCGCGGCGAGGAGCAGCCGCCGGCAGCCCGUGCCCGCCUCGCCCAUGGAGGAGCCGCGGGACCCCGCGGAGCGCUGCUCCUGCCGCAACACCGACUGCCUGGAGCGGCCGCUGCGCCGGCUCUUCGAAAGGCUGGCGAGCGGCUUGGCCGCCUGCCCCUGGCCCUUCCUACUGGUGCCGGUGCUGCUGUCGGGGGUCCUGGGCGCCGGCUUUAUUUUCCUGCCGCAGCGGCAGGCGAACGACAUCGAGAGGCAGUUCACCCCGACGUGGGGGCCCGCCAAGGCCGAACGCGACUUCGUGCGGCGACACUUCCCGCACAACGACUCGGAGCGCUUCUCCGCCCCGCGGCUGCCCACCGAGGGCGCCUACGCCGCCCUCAUCGCUGUGGCGACCAACGGGACCUCGGUCCUGGAGCCGGCGGCGUGGGCGGAGGUGCUGCAGCUGAACGCGACCGUGCACGACGCCGAGUACGAGCGGCUCUGCGCCCGCACCGCCGGCCGCUGCGCCAGCCCCAACCCGCUGCUGUCGCGGCAUGCGACACCGCCCGAGCCGGGGAGACUCCGCUUCCCCGUCAACGACAGCGUCUUCCUGGGGACCGCGCUGGGCGGCGUGGAGACGGACGGCGGCCGGGUGCGGAGGGCGCGGGCUCUGAAGCUGAUGUAUUACCUGCGGGAGGACGGCCCCGGGGCGCAGGACAGCCGGCAGUGGCUGGAGAGCUUCCUGCAAAACAUCACUUCCAAAGUGGCGGAGCUGCGCCUCGUCUCCAUUCAGGUGACGUACUUUACCUCGCUGUCCAGACAACAGGAGUUUGAAGGAAAUACCAAGASUGUGAUCCCACUCUUCUCCRUAACGUAUUUCUUGACAAUAACGUUUGCAGUCRUCUCUUGCCUAAG